CGCUUUUUCAAUUAAACAUGGCAGCUUCCCUAGUGGAGCUGAGUUGUUGAACUUGUUAAAUAUCUUACAUCUAAUACAUUAUUAAGUCGGUCACGCCAUUCACGUUUAACUACGGAUGGUACGACGAAGUAAAGAGUCUGUGUAGCGGUUGCAGUGUUUAAUACGAGUUUGAAGACCAUGAUAUCCACAUAGUGAGGAAAGCACAGCAGCAUCAUGGAGUUUUCUUCAGUGGAGGGGGAAACUCAAAUUAGCCAAGCAACUCCCCAUGUCGUCGAUAUGACCACCAGUGAAAGGGUGGUGGAUCUUCUGAAUCAGGCUGCUCUGAUACCCACGGAUGAAAAGCUAACAGUACUUAAACAGGUCCAGGAGCUCAUCAUUAACAAGGAUCCUUCUCUUCUUGACAAUUUCUUGGAUGAGAUGAUCGCCUUUCAGACUGACAAGUCUAUCGAAGUGAGGAAAUUUGUCAUUGGCUUUAUAGAGGAAGCAUGUAAAAGGGACAAUGAGCUCCUCCUUAGAUUGAUCGCCAAUCUGAACAUGUUGCUGAGGGACGAAAGUGUGAAUGUGGUGAAGAAGGCCAUCCUGACACUCACCCAACUGUACAAAGUUUCUCUGCAGUGGUUGGUGCGCUCUAAAGCAGUGUCAGAGAGGCAGGAGGCAUGCUGGGAUCUGGUCACACAGAUGAAAGGGGAUGUUCUGGCCUUGCUGGACUCUGAAAAUGAUGGCGUUCGCACUCACGCCAUAAAGUUCACGGAAUCAUUAAUCAUCACUCUGUCACCACGGACAUCAGACUCUGAUGUUCCCAAGCGACAGGAGGGUGACAUCAGCCUGGACAAAGUUCCCAGAGAUCACACAUACAUUCGCUAUGAUGUUUUGUGUGAGGAGGGAAAGACUGCACUGGAGAAGCUGCUGAAGUUCAUGGUCCAUCCAGCCAUUUCCAGCAUUAAUCUCACCACAACACUUGGCUCCCUAGCCACUAUUGCCCGUCAGAGGCCAAUGUUCAUGUCAGAGGUGGUGCAGGCAUAUGAGACACUGCAUGCAAACCUACCGCCCACUCUGGCCAAGUCUCAGGUCAGCAGCGUGCGAAAGAAUCUGAAGCUGCACUUGGUAGCGGUCCUUAAGCAUCCCUGCAGCCUGGAGUUCCAGGGUCAAAUUAGUACUCUGCUGCUGGACUUGGGAAUGCCCCAGAGUGAAAUAACCCGCUCUACACCUGCACCACGUGAGCAGCGUAAAAGGCCUCGCCAUGAAGAAUACACAGAGGGAAAAAAGGCCAAGAUAGAGCCAACCCUGAUAGAAGAUGAUGAGGAUAAAGAGGAGCCAGCCCCUCUCUCUGUCCCUAAACCAGCUGCUGUUCCAGUUGCACAGUCUGCCAUUGACCUCACAGCUGAGUUCCUGCAUCCGCUGCUCACCCCCGAGAAUGUAGCCAAUCUGGUGCUCAUCAGCAUGGUGUAUCUGCCUGAUGUGAUGCCGGCAUCCUUCCAGGCCACAUAUACACCCGUUGAGUCAGCAGGCACUGAUGCCCAAAUUAAACAUUUGGCCAGGCUGAUGGCCACCCAGAUGACUGCAGCUGGCAUUGGUCCAGGACUUGAGCAGUGCAAAGCCAGAGAAGAUGAAGCAGGCAAAGACGAAGGCAAUGAGGAGGACGCUGUUACUAAAGACCUGCUCAUCAAGCGCAAAGUUCCAGCUAUGAUGGUGGGACAAGCAAUUUCUGUGGUGGGAGGUUAUGCAGAAAAGGUUCCAAGCCCAGAGGCUCCCACCACAGUCAGGAGGCUUCCUGAACCCAUCCUUCCUACAACACAAACCAAAAUAGCAGGGGCAGGUGGGAGAAAAAAAGUGUUCCGAUUGUCAGAUGUCGUCCAGCCUUUAUCAGACGCCCAGAUUGAGAAGUUAACCUCCAGUGCAGUCAAACGUAUCCUGCAUUCAGAGAAGGAGAUUGCUCAAAGUGGCAUGUCCCAUGUCAGAGUGAAGCUCCUUUCCAAGCUUGUGACGCAGUUUGAAGGGAUGAUGAAAGAGGACGUGCUGGAAUUCAUUUUGGGUGACAUCAGGACAAGAAGCGAGCUGGCCUUUUCUCUCCUCUACCAAGAGUACAACAAUUACCUCAGCCAGCUGCCCACUGGACUGCUGGACAGCUACGACCACUGCCUCUACACUCUGCUGUCGGGACUACAGGAGAAACCAGAGCAGAGGGAUGGACUGUUCACUAAGCUGGUCCUGGAGGCUCCCAUUAUAACAGAAUCAGCGUUGGAAGUAAUCCGACGUUACUGUGAGGACGAGUCUCGGGUGUAUUUGGGCAUGACGACUCUGAAGGAGCUCAUUGUCAAACGGCCCUCGAGGCAGUUUCAGUAUCUGCAUGUACUUCUGGAUCUCAGCUCCCAUGAAAAAGAAAAGGUGCGGACCACUGCUUUGGCUUUUCUCAAGCGUAUGUAUGAGAAAGACCAGCUCAGGGACUACAUUGAGAAGUUUGCCCUGAACUACAUGCAGCUUCUUGUCCACCCCAACCCUCCAUCUGUGCUCUUCGGGGCCGACAAAGACACAGAGGUGGCUGCCCCCUGGACUGAAGAGACAGUGAGACACUGUCUGUUUCUCUACCUGUCCCUGCUGCCUCUAAACCACCGGCUGGUCCAUGAGCUGGCUUCAGUCUAUACCGAGGCCAUCGCUGACAUCAAGCGCAGUGUGCUUCGGGCAAUAGAGCAGCCUAUCCGUGGAAUGGGAAUGAACUCUCCUGAGCUGCUGCUCUUGGUUGAAAACUGUCCUAAAGGAGCAGAGACUUUAGUUACGCGCUGUCUGCACAUUUUGACAGAUAAAGUGCCUCCAUCUCCAGAGCUGGUGGAGAGAGUGCGAGACCUUUACCACAAGCGAGUGCCAGAUGUUCGUUUCCUAAUUCCAGUCAUAAAUGGCCUAGAAAAGAAUGAAGUCAUCCAGGCUCUUCCCAAAUUGAUAAAACUUAACCCAGUUGUAGUUAAGGAGGUGUUCAACCGUCUCUUGGGCACUCAGCACAGUGAGGGAAGUUCAUCUGUGUCCCCUCUCACCCCAGGAGACCUGCUGAUUGCUUUACACAACAUAGACUCAACCAAAUGUGAUAUGAAGUCUAUCAUAAAAGCUACCAACCUGUGCUUUGGAGAGAAGAAUGUGUACACAUCAGAGGUUUUGGCAGUGGUGAUGCAGCAGCUGAUGGAGCAGAGUCCCCUCCCCAUGCUGCUCAUGCGGACCGUCAUUCAGUCCCUCACCAUGUAUCCCAGACUGGGAGGCUUCGUCAUGAAUAUCCUGUCCCGCCUCAUUGUCAAGCAGGUGUGGAAAUACCCCAAGGUGUGGGAGGGAUUUGUGAAGUGCUGCCAGAGGACGAAACCUCAGUCAUACAGCGUGCUGCUGCAGCUGCCGCCUGCACAACUGACGAGCGUGUUUGAACGCUGCCCAGAGAUGAGAGAGCCUCUUCUACAGCAUGUCCUCUCCUUCACACCUCAUCAGCAAGCUCACAUACCUGCCUCCAUCAUGUCGGUCCUUGAAGCAAAUAAAAAACCAGAACCAAAUCCUGUGGGGCCUGUCGUGGAAAGAGAGGUGGAACCAGUCUCUGCCCCAGUUGAAGAAGAGGCUCCCACUGCUGCACUGGAAGAAUCUGAGAUGCCUGAGAUGCCAGAGAUGCCAAUUCAGCAGCAACCAGCCGACACGAAAGAUGAGGAAGAACCAAUGGAGCAAGAACAGUCUGGUCCAGUGAUAGAGGAGGAAACUGAUGACACUGUUUCCCAGGAGGAGAUGUCAAAAAAAGAGGAGUCGGCAUCACCUCAACCAGAGCCUGCUGAGGAACAGAUGGAGGCAUCUCAGCCUGAACUGUCAGACCUCCAGGAGCCUGAAAAAGAUGUUGAAGCUGAUGCCACGGGACCUGAGGCUGAAAGCAGCAGUGAAGUUGCAGAGUGACUGCACAAAACAAAUGCACUCAAAAUGGACAUUUCUCUCCUUUGCAAACAUCCCACAGAUUUUUCAGGAUUUCGUGUCAGUAAAAAGCUCUUUGUUCUUUUUGUAUAUGUAGAGCACAGAUUUUGAGGGGGGAAAAAAAAUCAAGAUAACUGUGCUAGUGAAUUCCAUACAUGUUCAUGUGAUGAUGAGUCAGCAAAUAAAUCAGUCUAAUGUUGGUUUACUGUCUGCUUCAACUGUGUUUGCCUUACUUCCCCAUGGUUCACUGUCAAUCU
Molecule: messenger RNA, 4181 nt
Organism: Epinephelus fuscoguttatus (brown-marbled grouper)
Lineage: Eukaryota; Metazoa; Chordata; Actinopteri; Perciformes; Serranidae
Gene: sympk
Product: symplekin
Exons: 27
Coding region: 214-3909 (1231 amino acids)
Cellular component (GO): mRNA cleavage and polyadenylation specificity factor complex
Source: RefSeq, a predicted model, not a curated record